Molecule: messenger RNA, 1377 nt
Organism: Colletotrichum tamarilloi
Lineage: Eukaryota; Fungi; Ascomycota; Sordariomycetes; Glomerellales; Glomerellaceae
Exons: 6
Coding region: 1-1377 (458 amino acids)
Biological process (GO): transport
Cellular component (GO): membrane
Molecular function (GO): transporter activity
Source: RefSeq, a predicted model, not a curated record
AUGGCGAAAUGCAAAGAGCAUCCUCUGGAUGUUCCAAUUAUCGAACAGAAGCUCGGUGGCGGUAUCCGAGUCCACGGCCUGUUGAUAUCUCUAUCAGCAGGAGCAACCAUAGUCGCCUGUUGUGCUACGGCAUACCUCAUCUUCAGACACGCGAGCAACUACACGAAACCCAAAGAACAGAAGCAAAUAAUCCGGAUCCUGUUGAUGGUCCCAGUCUACUCCAUCGCAUGCAGCCUGAGUAUCAUCUUUUACAAGAAGCAGGUGUACAUCGGAAGCGUUUACGAGUUCUACGAGUCCUUAGUCAUCACGUCCUUCUUCCUGUUACUCUGCCAGCUGCUGCAUCCCGAUCUGAAUACACUACGCCGGGUCUUCAACUUGGCGGAGCCGAAGAAGUGGCUCAAUCCCACACGGUUCUUUGUCAAACAUGUCGGAAGAAACAAAAAGGGACAAACUGAGGACGGCCUGAAAUGGUUCAACAUUGUUUGGUUCGGUGUCUUCCAGUUCUGUACUGUCAAGUUCUUCGGCGCUCUCACAAAAUGCAUCACGGAAGCGGCGGACGUGUAUUGCAAGGAAUCCAAGGAUCCUAGUCAUGCCAAGAUCUGGGUCAUGGUCAUUGAGAUCUUGUCCCUCGUCACAGCCAUGAUGUGCCUGCUGCAAUUCUACCAUCAAACCUCAAAGGAGAUGGCCCAGCAUCGACCUCUGCUCAAGUUCCUCGCCAUCAAGCUGGUGGUGUUUCUAUUCUACGUUCAGACCGGCAUCUUCGAGUUCCUCACAGGCGACGGUGGUCCAUUGAAACCAACAGCAUACAUCUCGCACCCGUCAUGGGCAGUCGGUUUUCCCAACACACUCCUCUGCUUCGAGAUGGCAGCCGUAUCGAUCCUCCACCUUUAUGCCUACCCCUACUCCAUCUACAAAGACCCAGCCGCACCGCAAAAAAACAGACACAAUACCGGCGACGAAGAUGGGCAGGGCACAGAUCAGAACUCUGCGACGCGAAUCAUCCCUGUAAGAAGCCGAGAAGUCUGGCCUCAGCAGCCUGAGACUGCGUAUGGACGGGCAGGAGCAGAAGAGCAGGAUGCAUGCGGCGUUUGGGAUGGAGCUGACGGCUCUACUCGGCCUAACGCCAAGACCAGCGUCUCUGCGCGGGGCUUCCAAUGGAGAGCGUUGAAGGAUGCCCUCAACUUUGUGGAUAUUGUCCGGGCUGUUGUGACAGCGUCGCGGUGGCUGGUUGUCGAGCGACGGAGGGCUGCUCGGGGUUCUGGAACUGGGGAGGUCCAGAUGCAAAGUGAGAAUGGGGCGCAGUAUAUGGAAAGGGUCAAAACGGAUGAUUUAUCUGAGGCUCUGAAUAUGGUCAACAGUCAUAUGUCUCGCAGAUGA